GUCCUCUGUAUUCCCAGGACUGUCCAGAGGAGAAGGUCCCAGAGAACUCUCAGAUGACAAAUCAUCGGGAACAUCUGACUAUUAUUAAAGUGGAGGAUGAAGAAGAGUGGAUGAUGGGUCAACCCCUGUGUAAGAGUGAAGUGGAGGAGGACAUUCCAGGAGAUGUUACCAAAGAAAAUCCCAGUAAGAAUUCUGAGGGAAACUUCAUGUUAUCAUUGAAUUAUAAAGCAGAGGAUGAAGAUAUCUUACAGCGCUGUUCAGGAGAAACCUUUAAUGUACAUCCAGGACUUCGCAGUUCAGAUCUGUCCUAUAAGCCUCCUAAUUAUGAGGAAACUUUUCCUGACCCGUCACAGAUUGUUACCGCAAGUACAGGUCAGAAAGAAGACAGAAGAAUUAACUCAGUGGAGAAACCAUAUUCCUGUUCAGAAUGUGGGAAAUGCUUUAUAAAGAAAUCAAGUCUUGGUAAGCAUAAGAGGCUUCACACAGGAGAGAAGCUGUGCUCGUGUUCCGAAUGUGGGAGAUGUUUUACAAAUAGAUCACAUCUUAUUAUACAUGAGAGACGUCACACAGGAGAGAAGCCAUAUUCAUGUAAAGAAUGUGGGAGAUGUUUUACAGAGAAAUCAAGUCUUGUUAAACAUGAGAGACGUCACACAGGAGAGAAACCAUAUUCAUGUUCAGUAUGUGGGAAAUGUUUUGUAGAUAAAUCAAGUCUUGUUCCACAUGAGAGAAGUCACACAGGAGAGAAGCCGUAUGCAUGUUCAGUAUGUGGGAAAUGUUUUACAGAUAAAUCAAGUUGUGGUAAACAUGAGAAAAUUCAUACUGGAGAGAUUUAUUCAUGUUCUCAAUGUGGGAAAUGUUUUGCGUAUAAAUCAAGUCUUGUUACACAUGAGAGAAGUCACACAGGAGAGAAGCCAUUUUCAUGCCCAGAAUGUGGGAAAUGUUUUAGAAAUAAAUCACAUCUUGCUCAACAUGAGAGACGUCACACAGGAGAGAAGCCACAUCCAUGUUCAGAAUGUGGAAAACGUUUUAAAGAAAAAUCACAUCUUGUUAAACAUGUGAAAAUUCACACAGGUGAGAAGCCAUUUUUAUGUUUAAAAUGUGGAAAAGGUUUUAUAGAAAAAUCAUAUCUUGUUAGACAUGAGAGAACUCACACAGGAGAGAAGUAAGUUUCAUGACUGAGAAAUGUUUUACUACUAAAGCCAAACUUAAGAAGCAUCAGAGAAGUCACACAGGAGAAUAGCCUUUUUGACGGUUUAUAUGUGGAAAAUAUUUUGGAAGAAAAUCAAGAACUGAAAAUCAUCAGACCAGAAAAAAACUAUAUUAUUUUUUGGAAUAUGGGAAAUGCUAUAAGAGUGAAGAAGAAUUUUAUACCCAUUUUAUUCAGACACGAAAAUAUUAGGGCUGCAUGACAAUAUGUGUUGGGUACAGCGAGUCUCUAGUCAUGCAAUUUGUCUGUAACUUGCUGUGGAGAUAUUGAGCUGAGGUUUGGAUGUUAAAAAAAAGCGUCCCCAUUGUUACAAACAUAGAUUUUUAUUUUUAUUUGGCUCAUAUUAUUGUCUACUAUUGUCACCAUCUAGAACCAUAGCCUGCAAACUCAGAAACUGCUACCAGUCUUCUUUAAUAAGUCUGAUUGGUAAGCUACCCCAAGGUUCCUCACCAGAGCCUGCCACAAGGCGGAUGGAUGGACUCGGCUGCUGGGGCCCAGGUUAUACCUGUUGAGUAAGGUAGCAGAAAACUGUUGCGAGCAUGCCUACCAGAAUGACCAGGAGGUGUAAAGAGUAGUCGACAAUGAGGGUUAAUUGAGAAAACAAGCCACAGUCAGAGUGUAACUAAAACUGCUCCUUCCUGUUCAAGUGAAUGGGGUGGAGGAUCUGUAAUUACACCUACCCACCACUGCAAUGCUGACGGUGAGCGGAUAAUCAAUGAACAGAAGAGGUAGAAGCACUGCAUUCUCCUCUAGACUCUAGAACUGAGUGAUAUAUCGGUGGUGGGAAUCGCUUGUGAUGUCACAUCUGUUAAUUAACCCCUGAAUAAUGCCAACAUGACUUCAGUGACAAAGUGAUGCUCAUAUAUGUGUUUCAUAUGUAUCCUCCUCCUUCUUUAUUACCCGCAGAACAUGAAUGGAGACAUGAGGAUGAAUUAUUAGUAUCUUAUGUCUCAGAUAAUUACUGGCCAGUAAGUUGCCCACUCAUUUGGGUUCUGCUUCUGGAAAACAAAUAGACUUCAUGAAUUUUACUAAUUUUACCGCCAAACAUUUUAUUAGACUUAUUGAAUAUAAAAUCGAACCCCGGGUCUGGGUAAUAAUAGAAUGUAUACCGUAAACAAACAAUAUCUCUGGGUGAUUUAACAUUUUUAUUUCAGAUUAUACAUUUGGAUUUAAAGGUCCAUUAAUACUACAUGUGUUUCCUAUAUUCAUGCUUAAUCUUCAAAGGGUUAAUGGUUAAAUCUGCAGAGGUAUGCCCCAAGGAAGAGAACCAUCUCGGCAAUGCCACCUAGUUGAAGUGGCUCCCUAUGAGUCAAAAUCUGACUUUCCUUGGAAUUUGACAAGGGAGUAUAGCCAGGUCAGAUAUCCAUCCGUAGACAGCUGUUUUGGAAAGGUUAUAUGUAAUCCAGAAGUUAUAACUGAAAUUGUUAUCCUUUUUAUCUCCAUUUAAGAGGUUUCCCUGGGACAAGUUUUCUACUCUGUUAUGGGCUUUUUGAACAUGAUUGGUUGGAUAACCUUUCCGAUUAAAUCUAUGUAUUAAUAUCUGACUUUGUACUGUAAAGUCACUGUCUAAUGUGCAAUUUAUUCCUAUCCUUUUAAAUUGACUAAACGGAAUUGACAUUCAAUUUUUUGUAAUGGGUACUGGUAAAAUCCAGAUAACUUCCCCGUGUGAAGAAGAUGUGUGUAAUAAUUCUGUCCUCAUGUGAUAAUUCCAGGUCUAAAUAUUCAGUUUUUGCUUGUUGUGGGUCCCAGUGAUCAUGAGGUUCAACUCAUUAGUAUUCAAAAAGGAAACUUCUUCAGCUCCUCCUAACUGCCACCCCAAAUAAAUAUUAAGUCAUCUAUGUAACGUCAGUAUAUAAUUGUAUUACCAUUUGUGUUGAGAGUAGAUGUAUUGUUCUUCAAAUAUGCCCAUAUAUACAAAUUGCCAAAGCUAGGGGCAAAUCUAAUGCCCACUGCAGUGCCCUGAAUUAGUGUAUAUAAUUUUGCCAAUAUAAACUCCUUUUGGGCUUCUGAUAUGGUUGGAUCUCUACUUAGGUAUUCAUAUACACUUUCAAGGCCCGGUAUGUCGUCAGGUAUGUUGGUAUACAGAGCAGACCGAUCAAGGGUGAACCAUAAAUGAGUAUUCUUCCAUUUUAUACUGUACAGUCGAUACAGUAUAUAAGAGACGAUAUGUCAGAUAAGAUUUCAAACUGAGAAUGCAAUGGGAUAAAUUGCAGGUCAGUGACGAAAUACCUGAGAUAAUGGACCUCCCUGGGGUAGUUUACAAAACUCUUGUGGACCUUUGGCAGAUGGUAAAACGUUGCAAUGACUGUUCUUUAGUAGAAAUAUAUUCUUUCUCUUU
Messenger RNA from Bufo bufo (common toad), 3545 nucleotides. Its product is annotated as gastrula zinc finger protein XlCGF17.1-like. The record is from RefSeq and is a predicted model, not a curated record. Gene Ontology annotation, molecular function: RNA polymerase II cis-regulatory region sequence-specific DNA binding; DNA-binding transcription factor activity. The transcript is spliced from 4 exons. Lineage: Eukaryota; Metazoa; Chordata; Amphibia; Anura; Bufonidae. Gene Ontology annotation, biological process: regulation of transcription by RNA polymerase II. Bases 54 to 1166 code for a protein of 370 amino acids.